This is a messenger RNA of Tripterygium wilfordii, 2072 nucleotides long. RefSeq names its product NAC domain-containing protein 17-like. The record is from RefSeq and is a predicted model, not a curated record. NCBI's taxonomy places the organism in Eukaryota, Viridiplantae, Streptophyta, Magnoliopsida, Celastrales, Celastraceae. Gene Ontology annotation, biological process: regulation of DNA-templated transcription. Gene Ontology annotation, molecular function: DNA binding. Bases 183 to 1865 code for a protein of 560 amino acids. The transcript has 5 exons.
GCACGGCACCGAAACACUAGUAUUAUCUCCGCCUCUCUCUCUAGGGUUUAUUUUUGCUGAGUCAAAAAUUCCCAAUCCAGUCAAAAUCUUAUCACGUCUCUUCUCUGCGCCGAUCGGGAUUUUUAAUCUGUGAAGUAAGUUUUUGUGUAUUGAUUUGAUUUUGAGUGAGCUUGUCUGGAGUGAUGACGAAUGUUUCCUCGGAUUUGUGUUUUGACGGUGCUGAUGAUGAGUGGGUUUGGCCCCCGGGUUUUCGGUUCCACCCGACGGACGAGGAGUUGGUUCUGUACUAUCUGAAGAGGAAGAUCUGUAGGAAGAAGCUGAAGCUGGAUAUAAUCCGAGAGACUGAUGUGUACAAAUGGGAUCCUGAAGAAUUGCCAGGGCAAUCGAUAUUGAAAACUGGAGACCGGCUCUGGUUCUUUUUCAGUCCAAGGGAUAGAAAGUAUCCCAAUGGAGCAAGAUCAAAUAGGGCAACUAGGCAUGGCUAUUGGAAAGCUACUGGAAAGGAUCGCAACAUUUCUUGCAACUCUCGCUCUGUUGGAUUAAAGAAAACCCUUGUAUUUUACAGGGGCCGUGCACCCAAUGGUGAACGCACAGACUGGGUGAUGCACGAGUACACAUUGGAUGAAGAGGAGCUCAAGAGAUGCCAGAAUGUAAAGGAUUAUUAUGCACUGUACAAGGUAUACAAAAAAAGUGGACCUGGUCCGAAGAAUGGUGAACAGUAUGGAGCGCCAUUUAAAGAAGAAGACUGGAAUAAUGAUGAAUGCCAAGAUGUCAUUGACACUGUUAAGACAAGGGUUCCUGUUGAACAGCAUAAUGAGGUUGCUUCUGUUGAUAAUGUAAAAGUUAACGGUCAUAUUGAACCUUUAGCAAUUAAUCUUGAGGAGUUUAUGAAGCAAAUCAUGGAUGAACCUGAUCUUCAGCAGCCACAAGAUAUUGAUUAUAACUAUACACCAUCCCAGGUUGUUGUCGAUGAAGAGACCCAAAGUACUUUCUUGGAUCCAUCCUUCACAGAUGCUAUCUUUUUACAGUCAGUCCCUGUUGCUGCUAGCAGCCGGCAGUUUGGCGAGCAGGCAAGCUUUGAUGUUUCCCAGCAAGCUGCAUAUGGAAUGCAAAUACGUGAGGUACCUGAGGUGACAUCUGCCCCUGGUGAUGGUGGACGGGCACUUAGUGGCAUAAAUGAGGAAGACUUCCUGGAAAUUGACGAUCUCCUUAGUCCAGAGUCUACUUUCUCUAAUGUUGAGAAUCCGGUGCAGAAUUUUCAGCUUGAUGAGCUUGAUGGAUUGUGUGAGUUUGAUCUGUUCCAGGAUGCACAGAUGUUCCUACGUGAAAUGGGUCCUAUUGAUCAUGAAACAGUCUCACAUCCUUACAUGAAUUCCAUGGGGGAGGAUUAUCAGUUGCCACUUCCUUGCGUGAGUGCAGAUCAGAAUCAUCAAAUCAGCAGUAAUUUGUGGACACCUGACCAUCACAAUACCGAUUUUGUUCAUACAGUAUCACAUCAGGGUUCCCUCUCCGAACAAACGUCAGGUGUUGUGGUUUCUGACCCUAGAAAUCUGCCUACUGAAGUUAAUGAAAAUCAAGAUGGCAAUCAGGUGGGUGGUGCUACUACAUGGUUGUCUUCUGCCUUAUGGGCCUUUGUGGAUUCAAUACCUACUACUCCUGCAUCAGCAUCAGAAAGUCGAUUGGUGAAUCGGGCUUUCGAGCGAAUGCCUAGCUUGAGCAGGCUGAGAAAUAAUGCCAAAAUUUCAGUUGCUGUUGGUACCAGCGCUGGGGCUGUAAGAAGUGCCGGUGGAAAGAGGGGAUUCUUCAUCUUAUGGAUGGUUGGAGCCUUGUGUGCCAUCUUAUGGGUGUUAAAAGGAAGUGUUUAAUGAGUCUUAGGGAGAAGCUUCUCCUAAAUAACUUUUAUCUAUUGAGAUGCACUAAAUAAUUAAUUCAAAUCUUUUAACCCCCUCCCAAAAAUCAUGUGGUGGUCAUUUUUCCUGUUUGAAUAGCAAGUGGAAAACUUAAUUGUGAUCAGCCAUAACAAUUCUAAAUCAUCGUCGAAUAUAAAUUCAAAAGACUGGAAUAUUUCGAUC